This is a messenger RNA of Rubroshorea leprosula, 2222 nucleotides long. The record is from the annotation of a GenBank genome assembly. NCBI's taxonomy places the organism in Eukaryota, Viridiplantae, Streptophyta, Magnoliopsida, Malvales, Dipterocarpaceae.
UUUCAGGAAAAAGGAAAAGGGGGUUCGUAUUUUAAGGGGGACAACAGUGAAGUGCUACAUGCUAUAGUGAGAGAAAAUGGAAGGAGAGAGAUAAAGGAUAUUAUUGUGUAGUUAAUACGGCGAAGGGCAUAUGCGCCCAGUUGGCCACCAUGAACACCUGUCUCUUAAUUUACAUCUUCCUUUGAGAACCUUUGUGCAGUUGUUUCUUGGAGAGAGGGAGGUGGGUUUUCCAGAGCAGGAGGAGAGGUUUCAGAUGCUCUUUCGAUGGGGAAAAAUGGGGAGCAGAAUUUGGAAGGAAGAAGGGGUCUUGAGGUGGGGAAUCCAUACCCUUCUAGAUUCUUCUGCGCCAGAUGUUCAAGGGUGUUGUCAAGGGUUUCGAAGGAGUUCAGUUUCAGAUGUGUUUUUGUUUUGAUUCUCAGUCUGUCCAUUUUGCUUACUGGGAUCUUCUGGAUCUUUCCUCUUCACACCUGGAAGUUGGGUUAUGAUGCUAAAGAAGCUAUCAAGCAGAGUGCAACAGUUCAGUCAUACUUUAGACUGCAAAUGCCAGUUUCGGAGCUUGUUCCUCAAAUUGAGAGGAUAGAAUAUGAUAUCUAUGAAGAAAUAGGUCUUCCAAAUACUAAGGUCACUAUCCUAUCGAUGCGCCAAUCAAGUGCAUCUAACUGGACUGAUGUGGUGUUUGGUGUUCUUUCUGAUCCAAUAGAUGUUCCAAUAAACUCAGUCUCCUUAAGUGUGUUGAGGUCAUCCUUGAUUGAGCUGUUUCUUCAGCAAUCCAAUCUGACUUUGACAACAGCAAUUUCUGGACAGCCAUAUAAGUUUGAGAUUUUGAAGUUUCCUGGAGGAAUUACUGUUAUACCUGUGCAGUCUGCUUCCAUUUGGCAGAUUCCUCAGAUUAUGUUUAAUUUUACUCUCAAUAAUUCCAUAUCUGAAAUAGAGGAAAAGUUUCUUGCGUUAAAGAAUCAGCUGAAGUAUGGGUUACGUCUGACACCAUAUGAGAAUAUAUUUCUGCAAAUAACAAACAAAAAUGGCUCCACAGUUUCACCACCAGUCAUAGUUCAGGCUUCAAUCUUGUCAGAUAUGGGGAGCAUUCUGCCACAGAGAUUGAAACUGUUAGCUCGAAUGAUCACCAACUCUCCUGCAGGGAAUCUCGGUCUUGAUAACUCGGUCUUUGGUAAAGUUAAUAGCAUUAUUUUAUCAUCAUACCGAAAGGAUACACUUCAUGGCAAUGCUCCUACUCCUUCACCAGCUCCUUCUCCUAGUCCAUUAAUUUCACCCUCUCCUGCCUCUUCUCCUGCACCCUCACCUCAUGGUCAUCACAAUACACAUGCUUCACCAUCAAGUCAUACUCGCCAUUAUGCACCAAACCCUAAAAACAGCCCUCACCAUUCUAUGCCUCCCAUUCAGAACUCUGUAGCACCUUCUAGUGCAAAUGCUGACCCCCCUUGUCGAUAUAGUCGUCCCACACUGCAUCCUAGGUCAUCGCGAAUAUCACCUACAAUGGGCCCCCAAUUAGCAUUGCCUCCAGAUCUACCUCCUUUACCUGCAGUAACUUGUGGGUCCCAUCCAGGCAAGGACGCACGGACUUCAAAAGGCCCAGUUUCUCUACCACUUGGCCCAUCUCCAUUGGCACAAUCUUUCUCAUCUUUAGCAGUAGGCAUCCUCACAAGAGAAGUCUGGUUACUGGGAUUUUCUGGAAUGCUGAUCUUUCAUCUGCUUUGUUGGUCAUACUGAAAGUUCACUUUUCAUCAUACUGGCUGAAUUUGCAACACAUGCAAGACAUCACAGCUUAACAAUGUUUGACACACAAUUUUGUUCUCGGCAAGGAUGAUAGGAGCUCCAACGACAAAAUUUUCAAGUUUUUGUCUCUUACUUCUCGACAAGCAACAGAAAUGUAAAUAGGAGGGAAGAUGAACCGCUGGUCAAAGCCAGAAAGGUGGCAGGCUACUCAUCUUACUUCCUAAUGUUUCUGAUGUCAUAAACAAAAAGAAAAUGGUAUUUUCUUCCGAAAAGGAACAACUAGUUAAGAUGAUAUAGCUACUUCUGUAGCAAAAAUUAUCUGUAGGUUUCAAGGAAAACCAGCACUAGUAUUGGUUCAAGUAUAAAGAUGUAUGCUGGUUCUUCUUAGAGCAUCUACAAUUCAGGAUGGACAGGUACAGAUGUUAUAAAGAAAUGAAGAAAAAUAACUGUCUUAUGUUUAAUUUUGCAGUCCAGCUAUGUUUAAUUGC